AUGUUUGGAGUCUUCAUCCCUGCCCGCCCGGUGAUCCCAGAGAUGGGCACCGUAUCAACAAACCAAUUCGCCGUCUCCUUCCCUGCGACACCACAGCUCCACAAUGUUGGCAUCUUCAUGCACCCAAACAAACUACUUCCCCCCGAUACCGCAGCCGGAGUGUACAUGCAACUUCCAGGAGAAGCAGGCUUCAAGUUUCUGGGCGCUAUUGGCAACGAGAAACCCUCGGCCUUGUUCAGAGUAAAUCUCCCAGACAAUUUGACAGCCGGCGAUGUGAAUCUCGGUAUCUCCGUCGAACCGGCGUCGAAUAUCCAGGCGCAAAUGGCGCAGCUUCAACAGACACCAUCGACCUCCAACGCCGUGGCCAAGAGACCUCCCGAUACUAGAGUACUGGCUCAACGUAUCAUCAAGGACGCGUUCAACUUUCUCGCCAGCUUUGCCGGGAAUACGGUGAAUGGGAUCGAAGUGGUGCCAUUGAAGAGUUUCCAGGAUUGGUGGACCAAAUUUGAGAGGAAGAUUCAAAUUGAUCCAGGUUUCUUGGAGAGGGAAGAUGAAUGGAAAUGA
Messenger RNA from Rhinocladiella mackenziei CBS 650.93, 564 nucleotides. RefSeq lists its product as uncharacterized. Gene Ontology annotation, cellular component: nucleus; cytosol. The record is from RefSeq and is a predicted model, not a curated record. Gene Ontology annotation, molecular function: nuclear import signal receptor activity. The coding region runs from base 1 to 564 and encodes 187 amino acids. NCBI's taxonomy places the organism in Eukaryota, Fungi, Ascomycota, Eurotiomycetes, Chaetothyriales, Herpotrichiellaceae. Gene Ontology annotation, biological process: protein import into nucleus. The transcript has a single exon.